Molecule: messenger RNA, 2383 nt
Organism: Polyodon spathula (Mississippi paddlefish)
Lineage: Eukaryota; Metazoa; Chordata; Actinopteri; Acipenseriformes; Polyodontidae
Gene: hexd
Product: hexosaminidase (glycosyl hydrolase family 20, catalytic domain) containing
Exons: 13
Coding region: 342-1787 (481 amino acids)
Biological process (GO): carbohydrate metabolic process
Molecular function (GO): hexosaminidase activity
Source: RefSeq, a predicted model, not a curated record
UACUGUUUCUGCCUGAAAUACACAGGUGAAAAGUGUAUAAUUUUAAGUUUUAAGUUGAAGAGGUAUGUUGUGCAGAGGUGUUCCAGUAAUACUGAGUCCAGGUGCAAUUUGUAAAGCCUGUUAGAGAAAUUACAUCUGUACCAGUAAGUAUUGUAUGCACCCCUUUCUUGAUGCGCAAACUGGGGAUACACGUAUUCUACACAAUGCAGCCAGGCAGACGAAAGCAAACGAGUGCAGAGCUUGCCCAUGUGAUCUGUUGUUUUGUUUGAUGUGUGUUUAUCGCAAAGGGAGUACGGAAGUCACAUCUGGCCUGCUGAACAGAGAACCCUUUCCAGAAUACAAUGGCAGAGGCUGAGGUUCCUGACAAUCCACCAAUCGGACUGAAGAUAGUCCACCUGGAUCUGAAAGGUGCCCCGCCCAGAAUUUUAUACAUGGCGCAGCUCUUCCCUCUGUUUUCUCGACUGGGAGCGAACGCCCUGCUCCUGGAGUAUGAAGACAUGUUUCCCUAUGAAGGGAGCCUGGAGAUCCUAAGAGCUAAACACGCAUACAGCCCUUCUGAAAUCAGGGAGCUGCUGGACUUGGCGCAGUCGAAUGGGUUGGAGGUGAUCCCGCUUGUGCAGACCUUCGGACACAUGGAGUUCGUCCUGAAGCACAAGCAGUUCUCUCACCUGCGGGAGGUGAAGUGGUCUCCCAACGCACUGAACCCCCACCUGCCAGAGUCCCUUCAGCUUAUCCACACCAUGACUGAACAAGUGCUGAGACUACACCCAGGAGCACGCUGGGUACAUAUUGGAACUGACGAGGUGUAUUUCUUAGGAGAGGGGGAGGAGUCUCAGCGGUGGCUCAGCGGCAGUGACCGGCUCCUGGAUAGUCUGUUUUUGUCUCACGUGGUGAAGGUGGCGGAGCAGUUGCGGAGGUCCCACCCUGCCGUGAGGCCUGUGAUGUGGGACGACAUGCUGAGGCGCAUGAGUGCAGACUUCCUCGCAGAGUCCGGUAUUGGGCAGCUAGUGGAGCCAAUGGUCUGGGACUAUCUCCCCAACCUGGAUGUGGAGAAAACAGUGCUUUUAAUUGAUAAGUACCAGAAAGCCGGCUUGACCAAGCUGUGGAUCGCCAGCUCUUUUAAAGGGUCCACAGAGGUCAACCAGUGCCUGACCUGCAUCCGCAAUCACCUAGACAAUCACACACGGUGGCUGCAGGUGGUCAAGGCUGUGCCCAGAGGGGCUGUCCAGCUGCAGGGCAUUGCACUGACCGGCUGGCAAAGGUACGACCACUUCUCUGUGCUAUGUGAGUUACUACCAGUGGCCAUUCCUUCUCUGGCUGCCUGCCUGCAGACUCUACAGCACGGCAGCUUCACUGAAGAGGCAGAACAGACUUUGAAACAAACCCUGGGGAUCUCUGCAGUGGAAGUGGACACCUUUAUACGAGAGGAUUUUGGGAGCUUCCCUGGCUGUGAGGUGGCGAGGCUGGUCACUGAAGUGAGUGGAUCUCUGAAGGUGACAGGAGAUGAGCUGCUGGAAGGGAACAGGUUUGUUGUUGGCUGGUUCAGCCCCUAUCACAGGAAGCACAAGUUCACACACCCUAUCAUGGUCCAGCAGUUCGAACCAGAAGCCAAAGGGCUGCUGCUGAGGUGGGAGUGUGUGCUGGAGGAGCUGCAAGCAGCUCUGUCUCAGAUUUAUUAUCCUGACACUGUGGAGGAGUGGCUGCAGGAGAACGUGAGCCCCACCCUGGACAGGCUCCGGGGCCUAGUGCAGGACUUGAACGAGACUCUCCAGGUGCAGUGUCACUAGAGUACCACACCUGCAGGCUCAUCAAACAGCAAUGCUGGAGAAAACGGGCUGUGACACAGAAAGAGCCCUGGAAUCUGGUGUGCUACAUGGUAUACUGCACGGAUCGCUUGAUUAAUUUUACUAUUGAUUUAAGUGGAAUUUGGUGUGCCACAUGAUCUCCUGCACGGAUCGCUUGAUUCAUUUUUCUGUUGAUUUAAUUGCUCCAGAUAAGCAACAGUUAUUUGUAAAUUGCAUUGUUUUACAUAUAAAGGGCUAAGGACUGCUCAGAAGGAGAACCCUGUGACGUAGAUGCAGUGUCACGAAAAUGACUAUUGGCUCAAUAAAUAAAUGUGUAGGGAUAAAUCAAUUUACCGUGUGCACUUUGAGGAAGUAUUACUCCCGAGUCCGACAAUGACAUGCUCAUCGAUUUUACCUUGUUUAAUCACAGGUAAGGAUAUCCUGGGAUCUGCAGAGGGUUAUGAGAUAUGUUUAUUUUAAACACGCUGGGGUGCAGUUUCACACCUGGUCACUGAUAAAGGGUUAAGGGAACUGCCUGAACAAAAUUACAGGGCAGAGCUAACUGGAAUAUUAACACUGAUAUAUAAAAAAAAAAAAAA